This is a messenger RNA of Penaeus vannamei (Pacific white shrimp), 1525 nucleotides long. The record is from RefSeq and is a predicted model, not a curated record. NCBI's taxonomy places the organism in Eukaryota, Metazoa, Arthropoda, Malacostraca, Decapoda, Penaeidae.
GUGACUACAUCUAGUUCUUGCUCCUUAAGCUCUUCAGAAACAGCCAUGGAAUCUACAAAACAAAAUCAAGCGGCACAAAUUAAGGAGGAACGGAGGACCCAUCUUUAUCCUGUAUCCGUGGAGGCUUGUGUCGCAUGAUCUCCAAGGCCGCCUAUAAGCUGAAGCCAAGGAGCCCACCGAAAGCAGGAGCCCAUGCAAUGUUUUUAUCCUUUAAUGUUAAAUAUUGAAGCCGUGGAUGCAGGAAAUGUAUAUUGUGCGCCACUGAAAGUGUUUUAUAGAAUAUGAAAUGCUAAAGGUGCCAGGCCUGAUUUUUCUGUUGGUUAAGCAGCCUUGGAGGUUAUUUAAGUUGGGAAGCCCCCAUGCUUGAGGGUGAAAGGAUAUCCUAUAUACAGUAUGCGUGUGUAUACACACACAUACACACAAGUAUAUAUGUGUGCGUUUAUAUGUGUGUAUAUAUAUAUAUAUAUAUAUAUAUAUAUAUAUAUAUAUAUAUAUAUAUAUAUAUACAUACAUAUAUGGGUACGUGUGUGUGUAGUGAAAAAGAGUAUAUGUUAAUAUUUUACGUUGCUGAAUAUUUGAUUAAUUACGAUUUUUUUUUAUAUAAAUAAGUCUAGGAGUCUGAAAACCUGUGUCAAAAUUGACCCCCAUUUCUGGCCCCUUAUUUGAGAUAAGAGUGCCUGUCAACUGCGAUAAAGGGCCCCUGUUUGAGGUUUUUCAUCUGAGAUAAAUCGCCUUGUUCAAGGCUUUUUUUUUUAGAUAAAGGGUCCCUGUUCUAGGUUUUUUAUUUGAUAUAAAGGACCCUGUUUGAGAUCCAUUUUUGAGGUAAGGGGUUCCGCUCCAGUUGAGGGCCCUAGCUGUGCAUCAGCGGACCCCUAUUCAUAUUAGAUUGGCCUCGGGGCCCCAAAAGGUCAUAAUCCGACCCUGUUAGAGGCCGUCAUAAUGGAAUUCAUGCUUCAUGACUGUCAAGGCCUGCUGACUAAUUAUAUUAUUGUUUUAUGCCCAUUAUAUCAUCAUAAGGUGCAAAGGUGGUUACAUUCAUUUAAGAUUAAUUUGUCACUUAUCAGCAACAUUUAAAAACUACUCUCGUUUUAGCCAGAACGUGAGAAAGUAACCAACUACUAGCAUUUUAAGUGUCUAAUGCAAAAAACAAACAAACAAGAUACUGUGUGUUUAUAUAAACAAUAAUGUAUGUUAAAUCAUGCUUCUUUUAAUCUCUGAACGCACUUUUAAUCUGUGAAUGCACUCUCUCAUUAUGGGUUUACAGAUUAACGUUAUAUGUAUUAGUGAUUACUGUGACUUAAUGAUCUUUAACUUGUAUAUUCUAGAUUGCAUUGUCACCAUGUGUGACACCACCCUUUCAGAAAGGUGGUGCCUGAAAUUCAAUGAUAAUUUCAUUAUCAGGAUAAUGUUCAUAUUUCUAUUAUAAAUAGUUGUUUAAGAAUGCAUUCAAAUGUCAGUGUAUUACUAUAUAAUAUACUUUGCUAACCGGCUUGGUUUGCAUUUGAAUAUAAACUCUCAAGGCUGA